Messenger RNA from Insectozyma verbasci, 4250 nucleotides. The record is from the annotation of a GenBank genome assembly. NCBI's taxonomy places the organism in Eukaryota, Fungi, Ascomycota, Pichiomycetes, Serinales, Debaryomycetaceae.
AUGAAUUCACCUGUAAAUACGCCUACAAAAAAAAGAGUAAUCAAAGAUAUAUCCAAUAAUUAUGAUAAUAGUCAUCAUUUAUUAACACCCACUAGAACACCAAGUAAGAAAAGAAUAAAGUUAGAUGUUACUGAUGCAAAAAAACCAUCAUGUGUUAAGAAAUUGAAUUUUGAUAAUUUACCACCAACUCCAAAUGAAAAAGAAAGUCCUUUUUAUUCAUUUGCAAAAUCAUUAUUUCAAAGAGGUGCAAAUACAAUUUUAUAUAAUGAUAAAUUUGAAUUGAUAGGUAGAGAAGAAGAAGCACAGGAAAUUAAUAAUUUCAUAUCUACAAAUUUAAAAUCAAAUCGAUCUUCAAGUUUAUAUAUAUCGGGACCACCAGGUACUGGUAAAACAGCACAAAUCAAUUUAUCAUUGAGCAAAUUUGAAACUCAAGAUAAUGUCAAAAUUGUUCAAAUUAAUUGUAUGACAUUAAAUCAACCAGAUUCAAUUUUUCAUGAAAUUUAUUGUCAAUUAAUAAAUAAAAAUUCUUCACUUACACUUUUUAAAAAAAAGAAAACUCAUCAAGAAUUUAUAGAUUAUAUAAAUGAAGAAUUUAAGAAAGACCAUAUAAUUUUAAUAUUAGAUGAAUUAGAUUCAUUAAUUACUAAAGAUCAACAAGUUUUAUAUAAAUUAUUUCAAAUAGCUUCAAAAAAUCAAAAAUUGACUAUAAAUACUCAAUUUUCAUUUAUUGGUAUAUCAAAUACUUUAGAUUUAAGUAAUAAAUUAUUACCAAUUUUAAUUAAAUCAAACUUAUUACCUGAAACAUUACAAUUUUUACCAUAUAGUUCAAAUCAAAUAAAAUCAAUUAUUGAAAAUAGAUUAACUAGUAAUAAUUUAUUAAAUUUAUUUCAACCUAUUGCAUUACAAUUUUGUUGUAGAAAAUCAUCAAGUAUAUCUGGAGAUUUAAGAAAAUCAUUUGAUAUAGUAUAUAAAUGUAUUGAAAUGAUUGAAAAAGAGAAAGUUAAACAAAUUCAAAUGGGUCAUGUUGCAAAAAUAUGUGUAUCUACAUUUGAAAAUAAUCCAUUAAAUAAUCUUAAUUUUCUUCAAAAAGUUAUAUUAUGUCAAUUAUUUAAUUAUCAAAUUGAAAUGAAAGAAACUAUACAUACAAGAAUUAAUUUAUUUUAUGAUUAUUAUAGAAGACAACAAGAAGAAAAGAAUUUAAAAACAGUACUUGGAGCAAUUAAAUUUAGUGAAUUUAUAGAAAUAUUAAAUGCAUUAGAAAGUAAUUGCUGUAUUAAUUUAACUAAUAAUAAUAAAUUAAUUAAAUUAAAUAUUAAAUAUGACGAAUUAAAGAAAUCAAUUGAACAAGAAGAUUUAUUAAAGAAAAUACUUAAGUAAGUCAAUAAAAAGUUGAAUCAAUCAUCGUCUAAUAUAUAUUAAUGAAUUUACGACACACAGUUUACGACACACAGUUUACGACACACAGUUUACGACACAUAAUUACGACACUCAGUUUAUGACACAACUCUUAACCAGUAACAUAUUAUUAUAUAAUCUCUUACAUAACUGUUCCAUAAUAAUCAAAUUUUCUCACUCAUUAAAAAAAAAGAACCAGAAAAAAAAAAAUCAACAAAAAGUAAUAAAAGUAACAAUAAAAUUAAAUAUUGAAUUUUUAUCAAAAAGACUUAUUAUUGUAAUUUCAUUACACCUAUGAAAUUUCUUUAUAAAUGUCAUCCUCAUCUCGAAAUUAUGUAUCAAAUAAUACAAAUAAUAAUACCAAUAACAAUAGUAAUACCAACCAUAAUAACUAUUAUAAACCAUAUUAUAAACAACAACAAGAUAAUAAUAACCAGCAUCAUCGACAACGACAACAUCCUCAACUUAAUAACAACACAUGGAAUUCAAGAGAUUAUGUGAAAAAACCAUUACCAUCCUCAAAUUCUCAUACUUAUUCAUCAUAUAUACCCAAAUCCAAAUCUACUUCACCACCCCCAUCAAUACUACAUCAACCUGAAUCAAUACGGAAUAAUAAAUCAAAUAUACUACCGUCAACUAAACAAGAAAAAAUUGAACCAAAAAUUGAAGAAAAUACAGAAGUAGAAGAAGUUGAGAUAAAACCAAUUAUCAAAGAAGAACCAGUUAUAGAAGAAGAAGAUACUACAUUCGUCAAACGACCCUUGAAUAAAUUAGAAUCAGAAUUUGAAGAUUUAAAAGAAAAUUUUAAAAAAUUAAAACCAAUUAACCAGUGGGUACCUCAAAAAUUUAGUCUAAAUAAAAAAUUAUUAAUAAAUUUUAAAUUAAAUAAAGAUAAACUCACUAAAGAGCUAAAAUCUCAACAUGUUCAAAACUUGAAAAGAAAGCAACUUUUACACUCAAAUUAUCAAGUACUACAAAAAAGAGCACAAGAAGAGAGGAUAAAAAUGGAUCAACAAUUGAAAAUAUUAAAUAAAGAUAACCAUUUAAAAAAUGAAUUAGAUUCAAAUAUAAAUAACUCAUAUCUAAAUCAACCUACAUCAGGAACAAAAGAUGAAGAAAUGAGUGGGAGUGGCAAUAAUAUAAGUUUACCAACCUUAUCGUCACGAAGAAGCAGUAGAAGACAUGGUGAUUUGAUUACUUCAGAAGCUGAAUUUCAAGAAAUUUUAUUAAGUUUGGGUAAAGAAAAUGAUGAAGACCCAUUAGUUAAAGCUGAAAAAGUUGCUGCUGCCAUACCAGACCUUAUAAUUGAUCCAAUUGAAAGAAAUAAUCUCAAAUAUCUUGAUUCAAAUAAUAUAAUUAAGGAUAAAAAGAAGUGGAGUUCAAGAGUUAAAUCAGAUUUUACGGUACAUUUUAAUGAAAAAGAACAUGAAUUGUUUACUGAAGGUUUUUGUUUAUAUCCAAAAAGAUUUGGUGCAAUUUCUAGACAUAUGGGUGGUUUAAGAAGUCCAAAUGAAUGUGUAAUAUAUUAUUAUCAAACAAAAAAACUUUAUAAUUAUAAAGAAUUGGUGAUACAAUUUAGAAAAAAAGCAAGUAAAAAAGGUAGAAAACUGAAGAAAACAUCAAUCACAUCAACUACAAAAUCACCAGCUCCUGAAAUUGACGCUCCUAAUAAUAUUAUUCCCGUGACUAUUGAAAGUUCAGAAAUAGAUACUCCAAUUGAAUUGCAAAUGAGUCAAGAUACACCAAUAUUAAACUUAACAGAAGAAUUAUAUACUGAAACUGGUAGAAGAAAAAGAGCUGCUGCACCGACAAGUUUUGAAAAGAAAUCACAUAAAAAAGUUAAAACUUCAAGAAUUGAACCGGAGGAUAAUGCAUCAAUAACCGAUAUUGAUAAAUCAAAUGUUGCAACUGGAACUGCUCCUCUAUCAACACCUUCACCUUCAGCAAUUUCCACUGAUGAUGGUAAACGUAAAACAAUUUCUUCAUACUGGAGUAUUACGGAAGCAAAUGCUUUUCCUAAAUUAUUGGAAGAGUUUGGUACUAGAUGGACAGCAAUUGCUGAUAAAAUACAAACAAAAUCAACUACAAUGGUUCGAAAUUAUUAUUCAAGAAAUGCUGAGAAAAAUGGAUGGACUAUUAUUGCAGAAGAAGCUGAUUUGAAAUAUCAAAAAGAAAAUCCACCACCACCACCACCUACAGAACAACCACAAGCUCAACAACCACCACCUCAGUCUCAAUCUCAAUCUCAAACUCAUCCUGCACAACCUCAACAAACUUCAUAUACUAUUCCACAAAUCCAUUAUGUACAACAACCUAUUCAACAACAAUAUAUUCCUAUUGGAACUUUUCAUAACCCAAUGCCAAGUAUUUCAAGUAUAAUUCAGCAUCAACAACCUCAUAUUUAUCAUCAACAACCACCAUUGGUUCAACAUCAGCAUGUAAAUCCUUCAAUUAAUAAUUUAUUAUCAGAACCACCUACACAACAACAACAAAGUCAGCAUUAUCCAUAUUAUCAACCUCAAUAUCAACAAAUUCCACAAUCACGCCCACCGCAACUACAAAAAAUUCCACCAGUUAAAAGUUCAAUUAUGAGUUUAUUGAAUGACCCAAGUCCAACUAAACAAAAUCAACAAGAAUCAUCACAAUCAUCAUCUUUACCACCACCACAAUUAACUAGACCAAAAACGAAGUUGCAUGAUUUAUUAAAUGGUCCUGAUCCUAAUGAGAAUACGAAUCCCACAGCCUCUGUUUCACCAUCAACCAAUCAACAACAACAAAACAGCAAUAAUAAUAAUGGUUCCACUGCUAAUACUACUUUUAAAAGAAGUGGAAUUGCUAGUUUGUUAUCUGACUAA